Messenger RNA from Balaenoptera acutorostrata (minke whale), 4550 nucleotides. It is a transcript of the gene SERPINB9, whose product is annotated as serpin family B member 9. Lineage: Eukaryota; Metazoa; Chordata; Mammalia; Artiodactyla; Balaenopteridae. The record is from RefSeq and is a predicted model, not a curated record. Gene Ontology annotation, molecular function: serine-type endopeptidase inhibitor activity. Gene Ontology annotation, biological process: negative regulation of endopeptidase activity. The transcript is spliced from 7 exons. The coding region runs from base 126 to 1253 and encodes 375 amino acids. Gene Ontology annotation, cellular component: cytoplasm.
CCGGGCCGCGCCCCGCCCGCGGCGCCGGGAAGCCCUGGGCGGUGGGCGGCACGGGGCGCUGCAGUUGCCGGUCUGCGCCUCGGGCGGUCGGGGUCCCGCGGAGCAGAGGAGGCAGACCCAGCAUCAUGGACACUCUUUCUGAAGCAAAUGGUGCCUUUGCCCUCCGCCUUUUAAAGAUACUGUGUCAAGAUGACCCUUCACGCAACGUGUUUUAUUCUCCCGUGAGCAUCUCCUCUGCCCUGGCCAUGGUCUUCCUGGGGGCAAAAGGAGACACUGCUGCCCAGUUGGCCCAGGUGCUUUCUUUAAACACAGAGAAAGACAUUCAUGAGGAUUUCCGGGCACUUCUCACAGAGCUGAACAAGCCUGGCACUCAGUACUUGCUCAGAACGGCCAACAGGCUCUUUGGAGAGAAGACCUGUGAAUUUCUGUCUAUCUUUAAGGAAGCCUGUCUUUGGUUCUACCACACUGAGCUGGAGCAGCUCUCCUUUGCCAAAGCUGCAGAGCCGUCCAGGAAACAAAUAAACGCUUGGGUCUCAAAAAAGACUGAAGGUAAAAUUCCAGAGUUGUUGCCGGGUAACUCAAUUGAUGCGCAGACCAGGCUGGUUCUCAUCAACACAGUCUACUUCAAAGGAAGGUGGAAUGAGCAAUUCAACGAAGCGUACACAAGGGAGAUGCCUUUUAGAGUAAACCGGAAGGAGCAAAGGCUGGUGCAGAUGAUGUUUCAGGAAGGCACGUUUAGACUCGCGCACAUCGAGGAGGUGCAGGCCCAGGUGCUCGAGCUGCCCUACGCGGGUGAGGAGCUGAGCAUGGUCAUCCUGCUGCCUGACGACCACGUGGCUCUGAGCUCGGUGGAAAAACAUCUCACUUUUGAGAAAUUCCUUGCCUGGACCCACCCAGACUGCAUGAAAAGCACAGAAGUGGAAGUUUUCCUCCCGAGAUUUAAACUGGAAGAGGCUUAUGACCUGGGGUCUGUGCUGCAGGGUCUGGGGGUGGUUGACGCCUUCCAGCAGGGCAGGGCUGACUUCUCGGCCAUGUCAGCCGACAGCGACCUGUGUCUGUCCAGGUUUGCGCACAAGAGUUUGGUGGAGGUGAACGAGGAAGGCACGGAGGCCGCGGCCGCUUUGGCCGUGACAGUGGUGGAGUGUUGCCUGGAGUCUGGACCCAGGUUCUGUGCCGACCGCCCCUUUCUUUUCUUCAUCAGGCACAACAAAGCCAGCAGCAUUCUCUUCUGCGGCAGGCUUUCCUCCCCAUAGGGGAUGCACUCACCGUGCGUGGGCGCUUUUCCCUCUCUGUGUCCCCAAAUCCCACUCCACAGCGCCCGGAGGAUGGGCCUGGGCAGGCUCCCACCCGGCUGAAUGAUCCGCCAGCACAAUCCCUCGCUUCUUCCCCUGCUGACCACUUGUUUGUGCUACUUAAGCAGGAUCGCGGGACAGGAGACCUUAACGAUUCCCUGCUGUAUUUGAGAUGCAGCCCAAACCCCACAGGACGGCAGGCAAAGUGCUCCUCUGUGGUCCCAGACUUACUUCCCACUCAUUCCAUGUACCAUCCUCUCGAGUUACGCUGUGUUCUCAACUCUGGUCACAUACUUGCCUUAGACCAUUUCAGUAGUAAUAGAUGCUACUCCCUAUCGCUACCAUUUUAUAGAUUUCGUGGUGCUUGUGCUUUUUAGGAAGUUUCUUUAAUGUUCAUUUUCAUUUUCUCUUUCUUUAACAUUCAUUGGUCACCACGAAUGUUCCAAAUACCGCAUCAGGUGCUGGGGCCGCAAAGGGGUGGAGUCACGGUCCCCUGGCACCUGCCUGCUAGUGCCCAUGCCGGAAUUAGGCAGCUUUGAGGACAACCAGGCUGGACUCGGUGAUGCCCUUAAACUUACCAUGUGACCCUUGUAGGGAUCACACCUUUCUUCGUGUUACUAUAUUUCUGCACCUCAAACUCUAACGGUAAAAAUUCCAUUCAACCGUUAAAGCUCAUCUCCAAUGUCUUCUUCUCCGAGAAAUGUUUCCUUUUCUGCGUAACCAGACGUGCGUCUUUGAACUCUCACUGCACCGAGGGAGGGCCUGUCUCUUAUGGUAGUUGCGUUCUCCAGCUAGACUCUAAGUUCAUCAGGGGUCGGGACUGUGUUUUACACAUCAGUGUGCCACUUGUUGUGCACUGAUAAGCAGUUUGAUCUUUGAUGAGCUCUGUGACUUUAAAAAAAAACGGAUUAGAAAUCAGCGAUUUUAUUGGGUUUUUUUUAAGAACUCUUUUUAUCGAGGUGAAAUUCACAUAACAUAAAAUUACCAUUUUAAAGUGAACAAUGCAUUGGCCUUUAACAAUGUUGUGCAACCACCACGGUGAUCUAGUUCCAAAAAUAUUUUAUCACCCCAAUGGAAAACCCUGUACCCACUAAGCAGUUACUCCCCAUUCCCUCCUCCUCCCAACCCCCGGCAGACACCAAUCUGCUUUCCAUCUCCAUGGAUGUACCUGUGCUGGUAAUUUCAUGUAAGUUGAAUAGUAUAAUAUAUACCAUAUACUCCUUUUGUGCCUGGCUUCUUUCGCCUCGCAUAAUGUGCUCAGGGUUCAUCCAUGUUGUAGCAGGUGUCAGCACUUCAUCCUUUUUUAUGAUUGAAUAAUAUUGCAUUGUAUGGAUAGAGCACGUUUUGUUUAUCCAACCAUCCAUUGAUGGACAUUUGGUUUGUUUUCACCCUUCGGCUAUUUGUGAGUAAUCCUGCUAUGAAUGUGCAUGUACAUGUAUUUAUUGGAAUGUUUGUUUUUCAUUCUUUUGGGUACAAUACCUAGGAGGAAAUUGCUGGGUCAUAUGGUAAUUCUAUGUUUAACUUUUUGAGAAACCACCAAACUUCUUUCCACAGUGGCUGCUUUCCACUGGCACUGUAUAAGGGUUCCAAUUUCUCCAUAGCCUUGCCAAUACUUGUUAUUUUCUUUCUUUUUAAAAAAAAAAUUAUGGCCAUCCCAGUGAGUGGGAAGUGAUAUCUCAUGUAGUUUUCAUUUGUAUUUCCCUAACGACUAAUAAUGUUGAGCAUCUUUUCACGUGCUUACUGACCAUUUGUAUAUAUCUUCUUUGGAGAAAAGUUUGUUCAAGUCCUUUGUUCAUUUUUUCACUGGGUUGUUUGUCUUUUUGUUGUCAAGGUAAGCGUUCUUUAUAUAUUCUGGAUACUAGACCCUUAUCAGAUAUGUGACUUGCAAGUAUUCUCUCCCAUUCUUUAGGUUAUAUUUUCCCUUUCUUGAUAAUGCCCUUUGAUCCACAAAAGUUUUUAAUUCAAUGAAGUUCAGUUUAUUUUUUUCUUUUGUUGCUUAUACUUUUGGUGUCAUAGCUAAGAAUCUAUUGCCCUAUCCAAAGUCAUGAAGAUCUACAGCUAUGUUUUUUCCUAAGACUUUUAUGGUUUUAGCUCUUAUAUUUAGAUUGUUAAUCCAUUUCGAUAUCUAUGAUAUGAGGUAGGGGUCCAACUUAAUAUUUUUGCAUAUGGGGUACCCUGUUGUCCCAGUACCUGUAACUCUUUUUGAAUUGAAAAAAGUGUUGAUAAUAGUCAAAAAGGAAAGGUAAUAUCUAAACAAUUAAUAAGGUGAAAAAUUACUCAAUUUUGAAGAAACACCAUAGCCAAAUUGAAAGAAAAUAUUAUAAAAAUAUUAUUAAAUAUCUAUAAAAAUUAUAUUUGCCAACAGUAUAUCUGAUAAGGGGUUAAUAUCCAAAAUAUACAAAGAACUCAUACAAUUCAACAUCAAAAAACAGUCUGACUGAAAAAUGGACAGAGAACCUGAAUAGAUAUUUUUCCAGAGAAGAUGUACAGACGGCCAACAGACACAUGAAAGGAUGCUCAACAUCACUAAUCAUCAGGGAAAUGCAUCAGGUUCCUCAAAAAAAUUAAAAGUAGAACUACCACAUGAUUAACAAUUCCACUUCUGGGUAUUUUCUCAAAGAAAACAAAAACACUAAUUCAAAAAGAUACAUGUACCCCUAUGUUCAUUGCAGCAUUGUUCAUAACAGCCAAGAUAUGGAAGCAACCUAAGUGCCCAUCGAUAGAUGGAUGAAGAAGAUGUGGUCUAGAGGAGUCAAGAUGGUGGCACGGGAGGACGCAGAGUUCGCGUCUCCCCACAACUAGGGCGCUUGCCAGAUGCUGGGGGGACCCUGAUGCCCAAGGAGACGGGGAGAACCCCCAAGCGAACGGAUGAAUGGAUAAAGAAGAUGUGGCACAUAUGUACAAUGGAAUAUCACUCAGCCAUAAAAAGAAACGAAAUGGAGUUAUUUGUAGUGAGGUGGAUGGACCUAGAGUCUGUCAUACAGAAUGAAGUAAGUCAGAAAGAGAAAAAUACCGUAUGCUUACACAUAUAUAUGGAAUCUAAAAAAAAAAGAGGUACUGAUGAACCUAGUGGCAGGGCAGGAAUAAAUACGCAGAUGUAGAGAAUGGACUUGAGGAACGGGGAGGGGGAAGGGUAAGCUGGGACGAAGCAAGAGAGUGGCCCGUACAUACAUACACUAUCAAAUGUAAAAUAGAUAGCUAGUGGGAAGCAGCCACACAGCACAGGGAGAUCAGCUCGGUGUUUUGUGAACACCUAGA